Danaus plexippus (monarch butterfly) is the source of this 1531-nucleotide messenger RNA. RefSeq names its product MRN complex-interacting protein. Gene Ontology annotation, biological process: mitotic G2 DNA damage checkpoint signaling. The record is from RefSeq and is a predicted model, not a curated record. The transcript is spliced from 3 exons. Lineage: Eukaryota; Metazoa; Arthropoda; Insecta; Lepidoptera; Nymphalidae. Gene Ontology annotation, cellular component: nucleus. Gene Ontology annotation, molecular function: chromatin binding. The coding region runs from base 172 to 963 and encodes 263 amino acids.
AAAUUGUGUCAGUCUGUGCCAAUUUUUACGUUUAAUAUUUGAAUGAUUUAAAUGUGUCUGUAUGACUAUAAUAUUUCUUAAUUUAGCCUCUACAUAAAAAUAAAUUCUCCGUCGAGCUUAAUUGUAUAUCUCUAUCUAUGAAUUAAUGGACUGCAUUUAUAAAACAAAUUCAUGAUGUCACAACUUUUUCAAGUGUUGAGAUGCUAUAAAUGUUUAGCGUUUCAGGUCCAUCACACGAAAAAAAGCAAUAAAUUUUUAUGUAAAAUAUGUAAUGAGAAACAAUCUAUUAAGAGACACUAUAGUAUUGGGAUAGCUAAGGACUGUAGAAUGCAUGUACAAAAACUUAAUAAAUUGAGAGGAGAGAAGGAUGAAACAAUACUUGAAGAAAGUUCAGAGGAGUGUAGAGAUGUGGAUACUUCUGAAAAUAGCUGUGAAAAUAUUUCUUAUAAUACAGACAUUAGUAAGAAUAGAAGCAAAUGGUUAGCAUAUGUUGAUAUUGAUAAAUCUGAUACAGUAGAAAAUCAGUCCCAUCAAAAAGACAGCGAAAAUGAAAAAUAUAAUUCAAGGCGGCAGAACAAAAACAUGUACUCGAAAUAUAAGAGUAAAAGAAAAAGCAGUAUUGAUAGUGAUACUGAAUUAGGUGGUAGUUAUGUAGAAGAUGUUAUUGAAGACAGGGAUGAAAACAAAAAAAAUAUGUUACAUGAAAAAAAAAUAUUUACCACAGAGGUGAAUUGUACUUUGACAGACAAUGAUAGUAUAAAACAUAAUGUAAAUACAAUUAAAAAACCUAAAUUUGAACCUCCGCUGGUUGCAAAAUCAUCGAAAUGGGCUAAUUUUAUAGAAGAAGAUGAAAAUAUUGAAAGUAAUAUAACUAAUGAAGACAAUAGAGACUUGACUUGCAAAAUACAGCCAAUGUUCAGUUUAUGCGAUGAAAGUGAUAUCGAUGAUGUUUUGAACAUAUAAAUAUAUGCACUGCAGAGAAAUUCAGAAGGUAUUUUAUUUAGUACUGUGAAGGGAAAAUGUAUCUAAAUAAAUUUUUCAUUAAUAUUUUUUUUUUUUGAUAGCUGAUGUCAAUAUGUAGAUGUAUAUGUACAUUUUUAAGUGACAGUAUAAUCAGAUUAAUACCAUCAAUAGAAUUAAUACUAGAGCAGUUGAAAUUAAAACUUUUUUAUAAUGUGAGACUGAAACAGAAAUAUUAUGUUGUCUCAUUGUAAAUUAGACAAGUUAAGUUUACCAUAUCAAAUAAUUACUUUUUAAGCAAUUUUUUGUUUAUAUAAUGUGUUUAGUAAAAGAGAGAAUUUUUAGUUAAAAUAAUAUAUUAUUGAUUUUAGUAUAAGUAGAGGAAUGAUAUAUAAAAUGUGUCAAAGUGUUGUUUUAAUUGUAUUUAAAACAUUUUUAAUCCAUAAAAUAGUGUAAUAUAUUUAAAAUAAAAUUCUAGCCUUAUGUCAAAAUAUGCUUAUCUUGUUUGUAUCUGUAAGCACUUUGUUACGAAAAUAGUGGCAGCCCUAACAGUUACAAUCUGUACACUGAC